AUGGCGCGCUCGCGCCGGCACACGCGCGAUGCGCGUCGCCGCGACGCCUCGAUGCGUCCGUACGCGCGCGUCGUCGCCUUCGUCGUCGCGAUCGUGUCGAUUUUUUCCAUCCACCUCGCGGAGGCCCAAGCGGAUUACUACAAGGUUCUCGGCGUCUCCAGAGACGCCGACGAGCGGACGCUGAAGAAAAACUACAGAAUCCAAGCGCUGAAGCACCACCCUGACAAGGGAGGAAGUCCCGAGAAGUUCGCGGAGAUCGGGGAGGCGUACGAGGUGUUGACGGAUCCGGAGAAGCGCGCGGUGUACGAUCGAUACGGACACGAGGGAUUGAAGGCGCAGCAAGGAGGCGGUGGGCCGGGACCGGGCGAUGGAUUCGGUGGUGGGUUCGGUGGCGGUGGGUUCGGUGGGGGUGGACGGAACGUGCGGUUCGAGUGGAGCGGCGGAGGACCAGGCGGCGGGUUCGGCGGCGGGUUCGGCGGCGGCGAUCCGUUCGCCGACAUGUUCGGUGACGUCUUCGGUGGUCGAAGACGCGGAGGCGGAAGAAGGCAACAGGGGCAACAACAGCGACCGAAGGAGAAUUUAUUCGAUAAGCUCUCGCCGGUGACGAGCCUGAGGCAGGGGAAGUUCCCGGGGACGGAUGCGAAGAAUAUCUGGUUCAUCUCCUUCUACGCUCCAUGGUGCGGACACUGUCGAGAGAUGAAGGGGGCGUUCGAACAGCUCGCAAAAUCGCUCAAAGGCCUCGUUCGCGUCGGUGCCGUGAACUGCGAGAUUCAAAAGGGCCUGUGCGCGAUGGAGGGCGUGAACGAGUUCCCCACGCUGAAGCUUAAGAAGGCAGGCGUGAGCACGCCACUUGAGCAAGGCGACCACUCGUUUCAACGUAUGCGGGACUGGGUACUCGACCAUCUCCCUAUUGGUUUCGCCAAUUUGAAGAAACCGUCCAUGCUGACCAAGUUCCUGGAGAAUGAUUGCGCUGUCGGUCGCGCGUGUGUCGUAUUCUUGAACGAUCAGCGAGACACUCCGGCGUGGUUCAAGGUUGCUUCAUUUGCGCACAGGGACAUCAAAAUGGCGGAGAGCAAGGGCAAAAACAGCGCGAUUGGAAUGUAUUUCGAUAUUGUUAAACAACCAACGUUGGUUGUGAUCUGCGACGGGGAUAUCGAAAGGACAGUGGCGUAUUCUGGACGCAUCGAGCACGACAUGACAAGCACCGACGUCGAUGCUUGGCUAUCGAGUUUCUCAAAGGAUCACUCCACCGGUUGCGCGCGAGUCAAGAAGACCCCCAAAACAGGUGCAAACCUCGAUCGAACGACGGAUUUGCGCAAGAUGAAGAUGGGUCAGAUCAAAGCGCUCAUGGAUGUGCACUCGAUUCCGUGCGUGUCCUGUUACGAGAAGACGGAUUUCGUCAACGCCAUCAACGUAUGGCUAGACGAAAAGUUCCCAACGUCUGAGAAGAAGCGAAAGUCAGGCGCGGAGUACAUGCGCGCCUCUUUCGCGCGUGAUGAUUUAUGA
Messenger RNA from Ostreococcus tauri, 1506 nucleotides. Its product is annotated as Thioredoxin, conserved site. The record is from RefSeq and is a predicted model, not a curated record. NCBI's taxonomy places the organism in Eukaryota, Viridiplantae, Chlorophyta, Mamiellophyceae, Mamiellales, Bathycoccaceae. Bases 1 to 1506 code for a protein of 501 amino acids. The transcript has a single exon.